AUGCCAAAAUCCAACACAAACACUCAAUACCAGCCAGACGAUGCGUAUGUGACAGAAAACGAACCUGUUUCCAUACGUGACAAAGUUGGUGAUCUAGGUCGAUUCAUAGACUGCUGCAGAUAUGCAAUCCUAACAACACAUCAUGCCUCUAGUGGUGCCUUAGUUUCAAGGUGCAUGGCCGUGGCUGGAAAGGAAAAUGGAGGUCUGGACAUUUUGUUUUUCACAAAUACAGAGUCUGCUAAGGUAGAUGACAUCAAAAUAGAUUCGAGUGUUAACAUUUCAUUUCUCGACGAGUCUGGACAAUGGGCUUCUCUCUCCGGAACUUCCAAAGUUAUUACCGAUAGAAGUGUGAUGAAAGAUUAUUAUGAAUCUACCAUGAAGAAUUGGCCCACGGUGCGAUCUUGGCUUGAUAUCUUUGUUGCCAAUGGCUCUGACGAUCCUCGUCUUGGUAUCAUCAGAGUUGAGUCUAAAACAAUUACCUAUUCAAUCAAAAGCCAUAAUUCAUUAAAUAAUGCUAUGGAGACAGCGCAGGGUUUGGUCACGAGGAAGAUACCGCGGACAAAUAAACUAUGCCAGAUUAGCGAGAAAGAAAUCUUAACCUGGAAGGACUCAGCGAAGAUGGUUGAGAUGAAACCCUAG
Molecule: messenger RNA, 639 nt
Organism: Blumeria graminis f. sp. triticale
Lineage: Eukaryota; Fungi; Ascomycota; Leotiomycetes; Helotiales; Erysiphaceae
Source: the annotation of a GenBank genome assembly